AUGGAUGACAAUGAAAUCUCUUUAAUGGGAACCACUGUUGUGUUGAGGUGUUUUAAAAAGGACACGAAUGUGGCGAACAGUGAUCAACAGAUUUGUUGUAAAAUGAUUCUACAACAAAACGAGAAUGAAUUAAUCUUUACGAUUCCACCGAAUAAUGGAGAGAGGGUAGUAUGUUUACAGAAAAUAUCGUUAAGAGAUGUUGUCUCUUUCACAUUACGUACAGGUAGAGAAGGCACGGAAUGGAUGCAAAUCUACAAUCAAAAAGGGAAUCGAGUGGAUAAAUGUAAUGAAUCUACUCCAGUAUUCCCUUCUGUGAUUCUAUUGGAAAUGGUGAACGGUGAUGUAGUGGAGAUUGCUGGUAUGCCAAUUGCGGAAGUGACCUCACUCCUGCAAAUUGUUGAUGCUCAAUUGCAGCAACAGAAGCGGGAGAAGAAUAUAAAAGAAGAGGAGAAAUCUUCACUUUCUCGUCUGGACCAGUAUAUUGCAUCGAAGUAUCGUGGAAACACAUUAUCGCAUGAGAGUCUGUUAACUUCACCCUCACCUGCACUUUCACCAUCUGUAAUGAUGCCUCAAAGUAUUAAUAAUGGGGAAAUGAAGAAAGGCGUAUUAAAGCCAAGACGAGUGAAUAAAUAUACUGCACUUUUGUCUGAGAAGGAUACUAUUCACCCCACCAAUGGUCUCUCGCCCGAUAGGCGAAUAGAACAGCUUCAAGGUAAUGUUAUUAUGCACUUAACUCCUAUUGGAGUCCCUACUCAAAUGGUAGAAAGUUUUAACAUUGGUAGGCAAGGCGAUGAUAGAACGAGAAGAGAGCUAUCGGAGGGGGAACAAGUGAAUAUCUCAUUGCUUCAAUUGGAUACCUUUAACUCUAAUAUGACCUCUAGUUUAGAUAAUCAACGGAAACCAUCUCUUCUACCAUGCUCGGAUGGUAAACUUAGUGGUAAUGUCAAUAGUGCUAGUGAUGCUGCUAUUCCUUAUGCUUCUGUAUUAAAGACUACUGAUGGAAUGAGUUCAGGGAGACGUGAGGCUUACUUAUUAAAGAAGUUAAAGGAAAAAACUAGAGAACUGGAAAAAGUACGAACUGAACUUCGUUUUACAGAAGAGGUUCUGCGGCAUAAGACUGAAGAGGGUCUUCGACAAGAACAAAUGCUGCUUGAAAAGUACAAAUAUCUCACACCAGCACAGCGAGCUCUAUUGGAUUUUGACGCCUUGUUGGAACCAGUCCUUUCACUUGAGGAAGUACAACGUAGGCAAGAAGAAGAAGAACAUCAACGACAUUCAACAGGGCGUAAAUUGCAGCACUUUCAACAGCUUUCCAAGGCCUUUAAAGAACAAUUACAGGAACGCUCUCUCUCAAGAGUGAAUACCAUUACCCCAGAAGUUUCUCUUACAGAACCAUUUAAGGAAGAAACGACAUCACCGCAUGCCACUAAGCAGAUGGAUUCACAGAAAAUGUCUGCAGACGACACAUCAAUGAAUAAUAAUCAGACUUCAACAGACGCUAUCACUCAUAGUAGAGAUAUUGUUAAAUCAGCAAGCCCCAAACUUAGUGUUACAUCUCCUAAUUUCACGGAUAUACACCGUAACACAAUAGGGAAGUCUACACUUCCCCCUUCACGCCUGGAACUCUCAGGGAAUGACUUGCCGCUAUCACCACCAUCGCCACCAGUGGUGAUGCCAACAGUCACUACUACGACGACUGCUGCAUUGACACCAAAACCAUUGGUUAAUACUUCUUCAGAUGCUAUUGGUAAUUUACCAUCACCACCAGCUGGAUUACCGCCA
Molecule: messenger RNA, 1782 nt
Organism: Trypanosoma theileri
Lineage: Eukaryota; Euglenozoa; Kinetoplastea; Trypanosomatida; Trypanosomatidae
Exons: 1
Source: RefSeq, a predicted model, not a curated record